Messenger RNA from Haemonchus placei, 177 nucleotides. Lineage: Eukaryota; Metazoa; Nematoda; Chromadorea; Rhabditida; Trichostrongylidae. The record is from the annotation of a GenBank genome assembly.
AUGCUCAUAUUAUUCGUGAUUUUUCUUCCCACCAUCUCGUGGGCACUGAAGCUUGAAUGCUUCGAACGAAUUCGCAAUCAUACACUGAUCGGAGCAGUUGUCGUUACUCUCGAGGAUGUCAGUGUGCAACAAUGCCAGCAUGCCUGUCUGGAAGCGAAGAAUCAGGGUUGCAGGUAA